AUGGCAAUAGAUUAUUUCAUGAAGUGGGUUGAAGCUGUUCCUCUGAUAAAGGUUGGGCAAAAUGAAAUAAUAGAUUUCAUUGAGGAAUAUAUAAUUCAUCGAUCUGGAAUUCCUAAAACACUAAGUACUGAUCAAGGGACUAUGUUCACUGGUCAACGAAUUAAGAAUUUCGCAGCCUCAAGGAACAUUAAUAUGAUUGGAAAUAGACCUCGAACUUGGCAUGAGACUUUGAGCCAAAUAUUGUGGGCUUAUCGAAACUCACCAAGGGGAUCAACAGGCACUUCUCCUUAUAAAUUGGUAUACGGGCACGAUGCAGUUUUGCCAUUAGAAAUUAAUCUCAACACUAUGAGAAUUUCAAGGCAAGAUGAUUUACCAGUCGAUGAUUAUUAG
Arachis ipaensis is the source of this 390-nucleotide messenger RNA. RefSeq lists its product as uncharacterized. Gene Ontology annotation, biological process: DNA integration. Lineage: Eukaryota; Viridiplantae; Streptophyta; Magnoliopsida; Fabales; Fabaceae. Gene Ontology annotation, molecular function: nucleic acid binding. The record is from RefSeq and is a predicted model, not a curated record.